This is a messenger RNA of Equus caballus (horse), 2805 nucleotides long. RefSeq names its product zinc finger protein 461 (gene ZNF461). The record is from RefSeq and is a predicted model, not a curated record. NCBI's taxonomy places the organism in Eukaryota, Metazoa, Chordata, Mammalia, Perissodactyla, Equidae. Gene Ontology annotation, biological process: regulation of DNA-templated transcription.
UCCCACUGGAGGUUUCAAGGUCACCGCCGCGUGGCGCCGCCGGCAAGCACGCGUCCUCAGUCCCCCGGCCUCACGGGCUCGUCACGUCACACCACGUCACAGUCACCGGCGGCCCAGCCCACCGCCUGAACCCGCCCGGCCAGACCGCGCAUCCGCUAUCCCUAACGGUCUCAAACCCGUUUAACAUACGGAUUUCCUCACGCUUGCCCACCUGCACAGUCGGUGACACACAUCCUCUCCCUCUCGACCAUACUCACCCUCGGCCACACUUAGAAAACACGUGUGGACUUAGAAAACAAAUUCAGGGCAACCGCGCGCCCUGAGCCGGAUCCUUCCGCAGCAGACAACUCCGAGCCAGCGCACGCGCGCGUCCCCUUUGAGGUGCUGGGACAGCCAUUGUGCCAAGCCUGAAAUCUGUCCUCAGAGAGAUCCGAGGUCCCGAAUUCAGACGGAAAACCAGGGCCUAAGCCGCGGAGACGGGGAGGUCGCAGCGUCACUCCACACCCGAGUGAAACUGCUGAGGUGCAGCCCGAAGAGCGGCAGAGGACCUACGUCGCUCGCUCCCGCCUCCUUCCUCUGGACUACGUUUCCCAGAGGCCGCAGCUGUGCACCUACUUCCGGUGGGGCCGGCGGCGGAGUGGUCCGCAGAGGCAGGUGCUACCCUGGUCCUGUCUCGUAGGCCGGGCUCGGCCUGCGGCCUCACCUGGAGUCGAAUCAGGACUCAGCCCAGAGCCCUUCCUGGGGAUGCUGAAGCAACACUUUCUUUGGACUCUGAUUUUCUUCUAAAGUGGAACCAAGAAGAGAACUAAUAAAUACAUUGAAUUCUAAAAAAAGCCAUGGACCAUGAACAUGGAAAGUGUACAAGGAAGAGUGCUGGAUGAUAACAGGGGUUGGUGAUGUUCCAAGAUGUGGCUAUAGAUGUGUCUCAGGAGGAGUGGGAGUGCCUGAACCCCGCGCAGAGGAAUUUGUACAAAGACGUGAUGUUGGAGAACUACAGCAACUUGGUUUCACUGGGACUUUCUGUUUGUAAGCCAGCUGUGAUCUCCUCCUUGGAGCAAGGGAAGGAGCCCUGGAUGGUUGUGAGGGAAGUGACAGGAGGAAGGUGCCCAGACUUGGUGUCCAGGUGUAAGCCCAAGAAGUUAGCUCCAAAAAGAAUUUAUGAGACAGAAUCAUCCCAGUGGGCAAUCAUGGAACAAUUUAAAAGCCAUAAUCCUGAGAAGUACAUUUUCAGAGAUAUUUGGGAAUGCAAAAUUCAGUUUGAGAGACAACAGGGACAACAGGAGGGCUAUUUCAGGCAGUUUAUUAUCAACCGUGAACACGUGCCCAUAUUUAGCCAACAUACUUUACUCACUCAGGAAUUUUAUAAUAGACAGAAAAUCUUUGAAUGUACAGAAUGUAGAAAAAACUUCAGUUACCAUUUAUUCUUUAGUCAUCACAAAAGAACUCAUUCUAAAGAAAAACUUUCUGAAUGUAAGGAAUGUGCAGAAACUGUUAAUACAUCAUACCUUACUGAACAACAGAGAAUUCAAAAUAGUAACAAGUGCAGUGAAUGUAAAGAAUGCUGGAAGGCUUUUAUUCAUUGCUCACAAUUUAAACAUCUGAAAAUUCAUAAUGGUGGAAAACGCUAUGAAUGUAAAGAAUGUGGGAAGGCCUUUAAUUAUGGCUCAGAACUUAUUCUCCAUCAGAGAAUUCACACUGGUGAGAAACCCUAUGAAUGUAAGGAAUGUGGGAAGGCCUUUAGGCAGCGAUCACAACUUACUCAACAUCAGAGACUUCAUACUGGUGAAAAACCCUAUGAAUGUAAGGAAUGUGGGAAGGCUUUUAUUCGUGGCUUUCAACUUACUGAACAUCUGCGGCUCCAUACUGGAGAGAAACCCUACGAAUGUAAAGAAUGUGGAAAGACCUUUAGGCAUCGCUCCCACCUUACCAUACAUCAGAGAAUUCAUACUGGUGAGAAACCCUAUGAAUGUAGAGAAUGUGGAAAGACCUUUAGCUAUCACUCAAGUUUCUCUCACCAUCAGAAAAUUCAUUCUGGCAAAAAACCUUAUGAGUGUAGUGAAUGUGGGAAGGCCUUUUGCGAUGGCUUACAGCUUACCCUGCAUCAGAGGAUUCAUACUGGUGAGAAACCCUAUGAGUGUAAGGAGUGUGGGAAGACUUUUAGACAGUGCUCACACCUCAAAAGACAUCAGAGAAUUCAUACUGGUGAGAAACCUCAUGAAUGUAUGAUAUGUGGAAAGGCCUUUAGACUUCAUUCACACCUUAUUCAACAUCAGAGAAUUCAUACCGGUGAGAAGCCCUAUGAAUGUAAGGAAUGUGGGAAGGCCUUUAGCUAUCAUUCAAGCUUCUCACACCAUCAGAGAAUUCAUUCUGGGAAGAGACCUUAUGAGUGUGGGAAGGCCUUUAAUCAUAGCUUAGAAUUUAAUCUACAUCAGACACUUCAUACUGUUGAGACGCCAGUAAGGUUUCCUCUCUUCUCCCCCCAUGCUAGUCUAGCAUCCUGAAAUGACUUUUGGAAUUACACAUUUUCUUUUUUUUUUUUAAGGGAAAGCUUGGUAAAAUACUGAAUUUCAUUAGUAUUGAUUUAUUUCAGUAAACUUUGAAGGUCAAAUUUAUUUUUUCAAGUGGGAAAAUGGAAAAGUUAUUAAAAGAUAAAAAUUGCUAUCUUCAAUGUUGUUUCCGAGUUAUUGUAGUGACCACUAUUGGAAAUAAAUUUUAUAUAAUUGUUUGUUUUUGUGGAAACCAGUGAAGUGUGGCAAAAAUAAAAUGAAAACAAUUUCUCCCCAUCCCACAAAUGCCUGAGAUAUC